Molecule: messenger RNA, 2073 nt
Organism: Clarias gariepinus (North African catfish)
Lineage: Eukaryota; Metazoa; Chordata; Actinopteri; Siluriformes; Clariidae
Product: D-aminoacyl-tRNA deacylase 2-like
Exons: 3
Coding region: 119-622 (167 amino acids)
Biological process (GO): tRNA metabolic process
Cellular component (GO): cytoplasm
Molecular function (GO): D-tyrosyl-tRNA(Tyr) deacylase activity
Source: RefSeq, a predicted model, not a curated record
CACUCCAGUUUUAUGGUGUUAGAUAUUAUCGUGUCCUCAUCCAGAUAGAUUUAACAUUUUCUUUAAAACGUUCGUUGUUUACCGGUCGCAGUUUAAAAAAUAUAUAUAUAUCAGGGCGAUGGCAAACGGAGAUCCAGUGAAAGCCCGAGUGAUUCUUCAGCAGUGUUUACACGCAAAGCUACAAGUGAAACCUGCAGACGCGGAGUCUGGGGCAGAAUGGGUAGAGAUUAAUCGUGGAAUGGUCAUCUACAUUUGCUUCUUCAAAGGUGCUACUGAAGAUAUGAUCCCCAAAAUGGUGAACGCACUCCUAAAUGUAAAGCUGUGUGAGAAUGAAUCUGGAAAAUACACUUCAGUCGUUGAUCUGCCUGGCAGCGUCCUGAUCGUACCUCAAGCAACACUGGGAGGGAAGGCGAAGGGAAAGUGCAUGCAGUACCACAACAACAUUGGUAAAGAGGACGGACAGGGGCUCUAUGCUAGUUUUGUCACUCACUGUGAAAAGGAGCUGAGUUCGGCCUCCAAAUGUGCCGAGGCUGGCACAGAAGUCAAACACGGGACCUAUGGCAACAGACAAGUUUUGAAACUGGAUACCAAUGGACCAUAUACUCAUUUAAUGGAGUUUUGAGAACUUAAUUUAGGAGCUGCCGCAGGACAAAAAUGUGCAAAAACGAAGGGUGACAAAAUUUUGUCAAAGUUUGUCAGUAAUAAAUCAAAAAAUCAUUUGUAUUUGCUAUAGCUGCUGAUCCAUGUGUUGUUGUUUUUUGUGCCAUGUCAUUUGAUUCAAUUGAACUGGCACAGCAGAGCCUUGAGCAUUCUGUAGCUCUAUGGUUUAUUCAUAAAACAGGAAGCUGAUAUACAUUAAUAACUAAAUCUUUGUUUUACCUGUUAUACCAAAAGAAAGCUGUAUUUCUGUAUAUUCUGAAAGAGGAAAAUCAUUUAGUCAUAAUAUACCUUGAUAAAGACUAAUUGUUGAGACAUGAAAAUGGCAGUACAAUAAGUCCCCAACAUACGAACGAGUUCUGUUCUGAGAGCUCGUUCGUAACUCCAAUUUGUUUGUAAGUCCAACAAACAUUGUAUAGGUACUAGGAUACUAACACAAUUGGCUAUACACAGUAUAAAACUAACAUGUUCCAUGAUCUUGUCCAUGUUGUUUAGAAUCGUGACGAUUCAUGUUAAAAGAAUAUCUGCCACCUUUUUACCUCACUCUAUUCUACCAAUUAUUUUCACUUUUCUGUCCAAUGUUAUCGCUUGGCGCUUCUUAGCAAUACCAGCUCCAUCGCUGCUGCUCUAAUGCUUGCUUUCAGACUUCCUGAAAUGUAUGCCACACGCACUUGACGAUGCACGCCGGAUGUAUGAUCCAACCUCGAUUAAACAUCCACAAACACAUUUGUAUCUUUCAAAGUUCGUAAGACAAAUGUUCGGACGUAGUGGACCUAGUGUAUGUGUGAUUCUGGCCUAGUUAGUAUACACGCAUAAUUUAGUUCCCUACUAUGGAUUGCUGUCCCAUCUGGAUGUAUUCCCAAACCACCCCCAGUGUAGGGCUCCGGAUCCAUUGCCACCCUUACCUGGAUUAGUGUAUGCUAAUACACCACGUUCCCUCCAAUCCUCCAGCACUGCUCGGCUGGUCCCAUCAUCUCUCAGAGAUUGAGGAAGACAGGCAUCUAAACUGUUUUCUGUAAAAUUAAUUUGAUCUAGAUGUCCGUAUAGCUAAGUCUCUAGCAGUCUUUAACGACGACUAAAGACCUUUUUCUUUAAUAUUUGGGUUACCCCCCUAACCCCAGCCUUAAAAAAAAAGUCUUUGACUGAUGGUACUUGGCUAGUAACCUAGCAACCCAGUGUAAGGAUCUAUCCAGUGACGGAAACUUCAAAGCAGUUUUGUCUGUCUCUCUGGAUAAGAGCGUCUGCCAAAUGCUUAAAUGUAAAUGUAUACUGAAACCGAGAGUGAUUGAAAGAUUAUACACCAGAAUUUGAUUCACAAGCAUAAAUAAUAAUCAGAAAUGGUUCUGUAGUACACUUCAUCAUUUCCGAGCAGCACUUUAAAUAAAGGUGUAAAUUUACUUUUGAAUGAUUGUCGAA